CGCAUCGCCGCCCGUCAUGGCAAUGGCAAUGCCAUUGGUUGGUUUGCAUAUUUAUUUGACGAAAUCCGAAGUGAAACUGGGGUUGGCACGACUGUUGGAGAAAUGCCAGCAACACAAGCAUGUCAUGACCCAAAGGGAGCUGGACAAGAAGCGACGUUUUGACAAAGAGCUGUUGCAAUCUCGCAUUCGGAUGUUCCGAAUGGUCCAACGUGUCGCAAUUCACAUCGCUUUUGCCCUUCUUCUGGCCAGCAUGUACGGAGUGGUGGCAACCGGAAGACCAGCAUCCUGGGUGCAACUCUGUAAAAUUUCGAUCAGCUAUGGUGUGCACGCUUUUGUUCAAUCAGCUCUUGUUGAGAUCAAAAGUGCCAGCCACAUUCGCUUUCUGGAGGCUGCUUUUCUGUUCAGCUAUGCCGUGCACCUUUAUGGCGUCGCCGACGGAACUUGAGAUGUUCUGGGCCACUGAUUUUAGAUCUCGGGAGUGCCAGUUGAUUGGUUUGCCCACUGUGUCACCAUCGUUCCUUGCUUCAACUCUGAUCACACCGGUGCUGCUGGUGUUGUUACCUUCAUCGUGUUUGCAAUGCAAUCGCACAUCGCAAGUAAGCUGGAUUCAGAAGAUAUUUCUUCCCUCUUGGUGGCCUCGCGGAGGGUCUGGACUCUCGCAAUCACAACAUCGUUGAUGAUGGCCCAGCUCUUCCAAA
Molecule: messenger RNA, 698 nt
Organism: Cladocopium goreaui
Lineage: Eukaryota; Dinophyceae; Suessiales; Symbiodiniaceae
Source: the annotation of a GenBank genome assembly